Messenger RNA from Entrophospora sp. SA101, 2487 nucleotides. NCBI's taxonomy places the organism in Eukaryota, Fungi, Glomeromycota, Glomeromycetes, Entrophosporales, Entrophosporaceae. The record is from the annotation of a GenBank genome assembly.
AUGUCUGUAACCACAAGACAACCACAAGUUGACUUAAGAUUUUUUGAACUUUCAACAACAAUAGCUCUCAUAGAUGCUAUUCGUAAAUCUUUGAUGCAAGAUCUUUCACGCAAAAAUAAAAAAUUCAAAAACACAACUUCGAGAGAACUGUCAAUAUUUCUUGGAAGACUUCAGAUAUUCCAGGAAGAAAAAUUAGGAACGCGCCUAAAAGUUCCAAAAAAAGCCUCAUUUCCAACAAAAAUACCCUCAAAACUUUUCAAAUUUGGAUCUGCUACUAUUCCCACGACCAAAUCACCGAUUUAUCACAUUCUAAAAUCGGCUUAUAAAUUCAAAUAUUCGAAAAAAUGGGAAAAGUGGGACUGGGAUAACAUAGAAGAGAUCACAGAGUUGAUUUCAAUUCUUAGAAAUGUUUUAAUCGAAAAGAAGAUAAUUAAGAUACCUAUAAUAAAGUUUAGUCCAUCACUUGAUUCAAAGCGUCAAGUAACUGACAAUGAUAAAAAUGUUACUCAUGUAAUUCACAAAUCAAACGAUUAUGAAGAUCAGGAUGAAGAAUGGUUUAGAACUUUGGAAAAGAAAGAUGGCAAAGUUCUUAUACACUGGUGGUAUUAUCCAGAUUCAUAUGAUACUUGGGUUGAAGAAACAUCUGAGCAUGCCAAUCCAGAACCAGCUCCUGUAAAUAAUGGUCCAUGGAAUGUUGGUGAGCGAUGGAUAACUGACGGCAUCAAGUUUAAUGAGUGGAUGAAUGAAGAAGACUAUGAAAUAUCUAAUAUUGAUAAUGGUGAAAAUGAAUCAGGCGAAGAAAAUGGUGGGAGUAAAGAGGAAGUGGUGAUUAAUUCAAGAAAAAGACAAUAUAAAAAGAAGGAAAGCCAUGAGAACGACAAUAAAGAUAAAGUUGAUUAUAAAGGCAAUCGUAAUAAUGAUAAAAAUAAAGAAAAAUCAUUGACAUCAGAAACACACUCACAGCUUAAACCACAAAAGCGUACUUUAGAUCAGAUGCAAGAAUCAAAUACUGCUGAUAAAAUAAAAAACAAUAUUGAAUUUCGUCCAAUAGUAGCAUUAAAACGAGCUAGAGUUAAAUCACCAGAGGAAUUUAAAACACUAUUUGCUGAUAUUGAAAAAGAAGUAUCAGACUUGAAUUUACCCCAACAAAAAAUGAAUGAAUAUAAUCCUAGUUUAAAUGAAUAUAUAGAACUGAAUGAAAAGUUUAAUGAACAAUCUUCACCCAAAAUCGGCGAAAACUUACCAAUCCAAGGCAACGUUAUGGCCGAUAAUACCACAAUCCAAGAAGUAUCCACAGACAAUCGCGGCCCUGAUGAUAACAAUUCAUUAGAAAAUGCUGAUUUGACCAAACCUGAAGAUCCUAAUGAAGGUUUUUAUGACGAAGCUCGGGAAUUUUUAUCAGAACAAACACAUGAAACAAUAAUGCCAUCAUACUCUGCAUGGUUUGAAUUCAACAAAGUUCAUGAAAUUGAAGAGAAGGCUUUGAUUGAAUAUUUUAACAACAAAAAUAAAUCCAAAACUCCUGAAAUCUAUAAGGAAUUUAGAAAUUUUAUGAUUAACACCUACCGUCUUAAUCCUCGAGAAUACUUGUCAGUUACUGCAUGUCGUAAAAAUUUGCCAGGUGAUAUUUGUGGAAUUAUUCGUAUUCAUGCUUUUUUGGAACAAUGGGGAUUAAUUAAUUAUCAGCCUGAAUUCGGUUCGUACAAUUAUUCUGCUGUGCCUCCAUUAAUCGGGAAAUUCAAAAUUACAGCCGAUAUGCCCAAAUGUAUUCAACCUUUUCCUCAAAAUGAUGCUCGUGCUGAAAUUGUUAAUAACGUUCAAAAAACACCAAAUACCAAAAAAGUUUUUAAAGUUUCUGAUUCUUAUAAUCCCAACCCAAUUUUAAUUAUCCAAAACAUUUAUAACGCUAAGAUCAUCAAUGAUAAUAAGGAUGUAACUGAUCAGAAUAAGAAAGCAAAAGAGAAAGAUCAUAGCUGGACGGAUGCUGAAACUUUAUCUCUUCUCGAGGGAGUAGAAUUGUAUGGUGAAAAUUGGAAUAUGGUGGCUCAACAUGUUGGUGCAAAAUCAAAGGAUCAAUGCAUUUUACACUUUCUUGAACUCCCGAUUGAGGAUCCUUUGAAGUUUACUAAAGUUUCAAAUACAAAACCAUCAUCGUCUGAUUCUUUCAUGCCAUUUAGUCAUAUAGCUAAUUCUGGUUUAUUUGACGUAGAUGCCAAAGAAGUAAACCUCAUGGCGAAAACAAUUACAAAUAAUUCUGAUUCUAAAACUGAAAAGGCUAAACAUCAAAAGAAUGAAAAGUAUCAUUUGGCUAAUGCAAUAAUGGAAAGUAGAUUCAAGAAGCUUGAACUUAAGCUUCAACAAUUUGAAGAAUUGGAGAAGUUAAUCGAGGAAAACAAGAGAGAAUUACAACAACAAACCAAUGAAUUUUUUCGUGAAAAAUUUCAAUACCAAAAAGAGAUUUAUUUGGAUAAAGCAUAUUUAUAUUAA